Messenger RNA from Esox lucius (northern pike), 3184 nucleotides. Its product is annotated as zinc finger protein 391-like. The coding region runs from base 340 to 1929 and encodes 529 amino acids. The record is from RefSeq and is a predicted model, not a curated record. NCBI's taxonomy places the organism in Eukaryota, Metazoa, Chordata, Actinopteri, Esociformes, Esocidae. The transcript is spliced from 4 exons.
UUGAAAAUAAAGGGCGUCCAUCUUAGACGCUGUCACCCGUUCGGACAUACUUCAGUGGGUAGUAGUCGCCCAAGAAAAAAUUGUUCACAAUACUAAGGCCAUAGGUCAACUACGUUUAGACGUGGUAAAAGAUCAUUAUCCAAAACGAAUACAUUGUUGUUAGCCAGCUAGAUAUCGUUUUCUGUCUGCUACCCUUUCCACGUGCGAAUAAAUCCAGGGUGGAAAGAGAAACUUUAGCUUCACCACAAGGAAUUUGGCAAAGUUUCUAUAAAGUGUGAUGGACUUGAUUCUAUAGUGCUAUUGACUGCAUUGUCAUUGUUGCCAAACAAGCAGGACAACAUGAGUGGCGAGAAGGAGAGGUUGAUGGAGGAACUUGAACAGAGUUUAUUCCCCCUAUCUGAGGACAAUUUAAGAUAUCUGUGUGAACACUGUGGAAUAGAUGUCUCAGAAGUUAAAGGACAGAAACAUCGCUGGUUGAGGCGUAAAAUCAUUCAGGAAAUGUGGGGAAAUGCAGAUUCGGGAAAAUCGGAGGAGCAGGGAAUGUCUUGGUUAUUCCGACUGAAAGAGGACAUCAUGAAGAUGAAGGGAGAAGCUACUGUGGCACCAACGAGUCCCAGCCGUUCUUAUGGUGAUGAUGAAGCUACUAACUGUGAAGAAUGGGAUGUGGAGGACAAGGAUUGGUUUCCUAGCAAUGGGCUGGAGGCGGAGUCUUCCCCAGACAAGCCCACCCCAGAGCAAAGUGGCGUGUUUAUUGUCCCAGACGGUUCUUCUCUCCUAGAGUCCCCAGGUCGUGACUGUCCUGGUACAGCCUUACUGCUGGGUAUGAAGAGGGCGUCUGUUCGGCUGGUCGACUGCAGGAAAACAAUGGGGCUGAAUAAAACUGUGAAAGGAGAGGAGGAAGAAGAAGAGGAUGGUGAAGAAGAUUCAGAUUCAGUAUCCUCAAAUGACAGCCCUAACGAUCACUCGUUUAGUGGGAGGGGCAUAUCUUCUGGGAAGGUUUCAGGGUUGAAGGGAAUCCAGCGACUUCAUAGCUGUGAUCUGUGUGGAAAGAGCUUUUCUCGCCUGGGAACCCUGACCAGACACAAGCGUAUUCACACCGGAGAAAAACCUUACACAUGUGAGCAAUGUGGGAGGAGCUUUAGCUUAUCUAAAACCCUGACUGACCACAAGCGAACACAUACCGGAGAGAAGCCCUACGGCUGUGAUCUGUGUGGCAAAAGCUUUUCUCGUCAGGGAACCCUGUCCGCGCACAGGCAUGUACACACUCUGGCUGAAUACGAAGAAACAAACACUCCAGAGAAACCUUACAGCUGUGACAGGCUCUACCUCUGCUCGGAGUGUGGGAAGAGCUUUUAUACUCUCUCAAGUUUUAAAUGUCACGAGCGAACACACACUGGAGAGAAACCAUACAGCUGUGAUCAGUGUGGGAAGAGUUUUUCUCGUUCGGGAGCCCUGAUUAUUCACAAGCGUAUUCACACUGGAGAGAAACCUUACAUGUGUGAUAUGUGUGGGAAGAGCUGCAAAGAUGUCACAGCUCUGAAGGAACAUGUGCGUAUACACACAGGAGAUAAACCUUUCAGCUGCUAUAUCUGUGACAUGCGUUUUGUUCAAAAAAGCAGCAUGAAUGUACAUUUGCGCAGACACACUGGAGAGAAACCUUACAGCUGUGAUCUAUGCAGGAAAAGAUUUACUCAGAAAGGAAGUCUUAAUGCACACAAAAGAACGCAUACUGGAAACAAACCUUUCCAGUGUGAUAAAUGUGGGGAGAGAUUCACUCGACCAGGAAGUGUCAAACGACAUCAGAGGACCCACACAGGCGGCAAAAGAAUCAAGGCAAGUGAAGGAGGAAGUCAAACAGACAGAGAAGUGAAUCACGUAACACCUCCGUCCUCUAAGGCAUCAGUUUUUCAGGAUCCCUCGGUAGAUUAAAAUACACUACUAUGUAUUCUAUAUAGUGUAUUGCAUGGAGCUGGUGCAAUAUGAAGCAAAACCGACUAGUAUGUUUUCUGCAUAUAUUUUAAUGCAUUGAGGGGUUCAAAUAAGAAGUGCUGCUGGAGAAUUUUAUCCACCUUCACAGCUUAAUAUUUGGUAUUUAGAGUGGUGCACUCACGCUAUGAUGCCUAAAUAACACUGAUUAUAAAGCUUUUUUGUGUUGUGCCGUUUAAAACUGAAUAAAACAAGCUUUUACAGGUGGAUUGGAACUUUUGACCAACAUUGACAUGACAAAUUUGAUGUGAUUCUAAUAGACCAAUGACUGUUCAUUUCACUACGGAGUGGCUCUGGUCGACCAACCAGUGCUGUGCAAUGUUUUUCUUUGGGUUUUUUCACACUGAACAUUUCAAAGAAUAUUAAAUGUUAAAAUCAUUUAUUAGCACAGUAAUUUAUUAGACCUGAACUACAUCUUUAAAAGUAAAGAUACAGGAUGGGGAAUUUUGUUAAUCUUCCUUUUGCCCUCAUGAGCUCUUAUAGUGUUUAGAGUUUUUCCUGAUUCUUUGUUCAGCCUUAUUCUCAACAUUGCUUUGAUAGUUGUAUUUGUCAUUAUUCAUCUUUAAAUCUUUAUAUUUUUAUAUUAUAAAUUCAUGUAAUAUUUUUCGGUGUUGAUUUCACCAUUUGCUUAAGCAGGCUUUCAUGUAUAAACUUUCCAAAUAGUUUUGUUCUGCCAAAAUUGUAUAUAAUGGUUACAUACCUGUAAAUAAACAUACCUUGGUCUGACAACAAACUGACUUUUACAUUUUGACAGAAUUAUUUUAUGUGAAAAAUCACCUCCAAAGUUAAUUUUUCUCCUGAGUGAAUAAACAAUGUCUUGAAUACAUGUCAUGUCUAAUUUGCAAUAUUGACAGACUUACAAGCCAUUGUUCUGUGUUGCCAAGAAAGUAAAGUUGAAAUGAAACACUAACUCAUUUGUUUUGUGUAAUACAUUUCAUCAAUAUCACAAACUGAGCCAGAAAUACAUAUUUAAUUUGUUCCUGACACCUCUAGAAUAACUUAUUCACUUAGCAGAACAAUUGUAAAAAGAUCUAACAAUGUCAUUAAAUGAUUAUAUAAAAAGAAAAAUGUAGACAUGUACAACACCUGGUGAUGUUUAUUCCGCACUGUGCGUGAGCAUAAUUUGCAUUCUAUAUUUAAACCAAUUAGGACAUGAGUAGGUGUCGUACAGGGUAUUUGGAAGUUACUGAAACCCCUU